AACCAGUUUAAAAGAAAAUUUCAUAAUAUGCGGACGGUUUUGCGAGAUCAUACUUUGAUACUCUGAGUGAUUUUGCAAUAUUUUUGGUGUUGUAAUUGAUAAGAUUUUUUUCUUUGAAAGUGUUACCUGUGAUAUAUUGCAGCAAAAUGAGAAUUAUUUUUUGUGUUGGGCUCCUUCUAGUCCUUUUCUCUGCACAAAAUGCGGAGAGUUACAAUAUUUUAGGAAUCUUUCACACGGCUGGAAGAUCCCAUUACAUUUUAGGAGCAGCCCUCAUGAAAGGACUUGCAGAAGCUGGGCACAAUGUAACGAUUGUUGCCCCAUUUCACCAUCCAAGUCCCACAGAUAACAUGCGAGAAGUCAUUAUCACAACACUACCACAAGUUGAUGUCAGCAAAGAUUUUCUUAGUGAAGAUCCAAAACCAUUUAUUGAGCAAAUUCAUAGUUUUAUCGAAAUGGUGAUCAAUAUGACGGAUAUUAUAAUGAAAGAUCCUGCAGUUGUUGAGCUCAAGGAACGGCGUGAAAAGUAUGACGUCAUUAUUCAGGAAGUAUUUUUGGCUGAAUCCCUUUUAGGAUUCGGGGAAUAUUUCAACGCCCCAAUUGUUGGUCUUUCAACGUUUGGAGCUUCUAAGUGGACAACAGAUUUGAUUGGAUCACCUUCACCACCCUCAUAUGUUCCUAAUGUGCAAAUGCAAUUUUCCGAUCGUAUGAGCUUCUACGAGAGAUUGGUUAAUAUUAUUGCGGUCACUUUCGAUGAGCUCUAUUUUGGACACUACUUUCACGGAAAACAGGUUGAAUUAUAUAAUAAGCAUUUUCCAAACGCUAAAUUUACCCUGGAUGAAGUUAAGAAGACCCACGUGUCUCUCGUUCUUCUCAACUCUCACGUCUCUUUGGGAUACCCUCGGCCUUAUCUGCCAAAUAUGAUUGAAAUUGGCGGCUUUCACGUGAACACACGUUCUCAACCUCUCCCUAAGGACCUUCAGGAGUUUUUGGAUACAGCACCCAAUGGGGUUGUUUAUUUUUCUCUGGGAUCAAAUUUAAAAUCUGCAGACUUACCCAUUGAUAAACGUGACGCCUUGCUGAGAGUUCUUGGGAGUCUUCCUGUUAGAGUUAUGUGGAAAUGGGAGGAUGAUACAAUGCCAAAUCAACCAAAGAAUGUUCUGGUGCGGAAAUGGUUCCCACAGGAUGACAUCCUGGCACAUCCAAAUGUGAGAAUUUUCAUCACUCACGGCGGGCUUCUUAGCAUAAUGGAGUCAAUUUAUCAUGGAGUUCCUGUGCUUGGCAUUCCAUUUUUUGCUGAUCAGCACAUGAAUAUUGGAAGGGCUCAGAAAGCAGGAUAUGGUCUCACGGUUGAAUUCAAGAACCUAACUGAAGAAUCAAUGUCCUGGGCAGUAAAUGAAAUGCUCACGAAUCCAAAGUAUUCCAAACAAGCCAAAGCUGUAUCUGCUCGAUUCCGAGAUCAGCCAGAAGAUCCAAUGAGUCGUGCUAUCUAUUGGAUAGAGUACGUUGCACGCCAUCAAGGGGCUAAGCAUUUAAUUUCAGGAGGACAGGAGCUUAAUUUUAUUCAGUAUCACAAUUUGGAUGUCUUUGGGUUCUUGCUUUUAAUCCCUGUUUUAGUUAUUUUGGGAAUAAGAUGGCUACUCAGGAAAAUCUUCUGCAAAGGAAGUAGCAAGAAAACAUUGUCCCAGAAAAAAAAAUUUAAUUAAAAAUGUUGAAAUGUGUAAAUAUUGAAAUAAAAUGUUUUUCCUGAUGAAA
Messenger RNA from Lutzomyia longipalpis, 1752 nucleotides. RefSeq names its product UDP-glycosyltransferase UGT5 (gene Ugt317A1). NCBI's taxonomy places the organism in Eukaryota, Metazoa, Arthropoda, Insecta, Diptera, Psychodidae. Gene Ontology annotation, molecular function: UDP-glycosyltransferase activity. The transcript has 3 exons. The coding region runs from base 147 to 1703 and encodes 518 amino acids. The record is from RefSeq and is a predicted model, not a curated record.